Electrophorus electricus (electric eel) is the source of this 1127-nucleotide messenger RNA. It is a transcript of the gene pgam1a, whose product is annotated as phosphoglycerate mutase 1a. The record is from RefSeq and is a predicted model, not a curated record. Gene Ontology annotation, biological process: glycolytic process. Gene Ontology annotation, molecular function: intramolecular phosphotransferase activity. Lineage: Eukaryota; Metazoa; Chordata; Actinopteri; Gymnotiformes; Gymnotidae.
UGGUACUCGGUUAUUGUGCAUAGUUAUUUUGGAUCUACACUUUAGCUACUGUUCUUUUAUAACAUAGCAAACUACAAAUGUCUACCUACAAAAUAAUUCUCAUUUGCCAUGGGGAGACUUGUUGGGACCAGCAGAAUCGCAUUUGUGGUUGGUAUGACUCUGACCUGUGCGAGAAUGGGAUUCAGCAGGUGAAGAGAUGUGGACAGGUUUUGAAAGAGGGUGGAUUUGAGAUUGACCACACCUUCACUUCUGUUAUGAAGAGGGCCAUCCGUACUUUAUGGACCAUUUUGGAUGAUACCAAUCAGAUGUAUGUACCUGUUCGCAGGGCAUGGCGUCUAAAUGAUCGUCAUUAUGGUAGUCUGACUGGGCUAACUCAUGCUGAGGCUGCAGCAAAGUAUGGAGAGGCCCAGGUCAAGAUAUGGAGAUUCUCCUAUGAUGUGCCCCCUCCUCCGAUGGAGGCGGACCAUGAAUUUUACAAUGUCAUUAGGAAGGAUCGGCGCUAUUCUGACCUGACUGAGGACCUACCUUCUUGUGAAAGCCUGAAGGACACUGUUGCCCGUACACUACCAUUGUGGAAUGAAGAGAUUGCCCCUCUAAUUAAGAAGGGCAAGAGAGUGUUGAUUGUUUCCAAUGGCAACAGUCUGAGGGGUAUCAUAAAGCACAUGGAAGGCUUGUCAGAAGAAGCACUUGUGGAACUGAACAUCCCUAAAGGAAUCCCUAUUCUUUAUGAGCUGGACAAGAACCUGAAGUCCGUUAAACCAAUGCAGAUCCUGGAAGAUAAGGAGAUGGUGCGCCAAGCCAUGGAGUCUAUGGCAGGAAAGGGCAAGGCCAAGAAGUAGAUUCCUUUACCAGACCAUCAAUGGGUGUUAUUGGUCAUCACUGACCAGCUACCACUAGUGAUCACUCAUGAUUCUGUGUCUGCAUUUGGGAGUUUUCUGUACCCAUGUUAACAUUGCAUCAUGUUCAUAAACUGCAACUUCAUUGUAUCCAACUAGCAGGUAGUUCUAAAUGUUAAUUAACCUAGCCUAAAUUCAGGGACCACUAAAUUUAUCUUUGAAAAACAUAUCAUGCCUUGUCAUAAUGUAUGAUGGACCACAGAUCAAAAUAAAAUAGUUUUGGGCUUUCGA